Molecule: messenger RNA, 1500 nt
Organism: Oppia nitens
Lineage: Eukaryota; Metazoa; Arthropoda; Arachnida; Sarcoptiformes; Oppiidae
Gene: Patsas
Exons: 3
Coding region: 1-1500 (499 amino acids)
Biological process (GO): protein palmitoylation
Cellular component (GO): Golgi membrane
Molecular function (GO): protein binding; palmitoyltransferase activity
Source: RefSeq, a predicted model, not a curated record
AUGUUAUUAACUAAUUAUAAGACAGAAUCUAUUCCAGUAAUAAAAUGGGAUCAAUUAAAUAAAAAGUCAUUAAAUUAUAUCACACAAAUUGUUAACACUUACGGCACUGGUAUUCUUGAAAAAGCUGAUGAAACUGGAUUUUAUCCGAUUCAUUGGGCAGUCAUUUCGGGCAUUCCUGAUUUGGUAGAGUUUGUGAUUAGUGCCAAUGUAUUUGUUAGAACUGUGGCUGAACUCGACGAUAGACCCGAACCCAUACAUAUGGCCGCUCUCGAGGGACACAUACCUAUCAUUAAUAUUUUGGUCAAACACGGCAUUGAUAUUAAUGUUAAAGACUUGUCUGGAUGUACACCAUUGAUGAGAGCCGCGUCAUUUGGAUACAAUAAUAAGACAAAAACCUGCGAAACAAUACUUCAUUUGUUGAGCUGUGGCUCUGAUCUAACCCUAACGGACGCAAAUGGUCUCAAUUGUCUUCAUUACGCUAUAAUCAACAACAAUGAAGAAGCGGUUCAUUUGUUGCUAAAUUUAGGUCUAAAUCCAAAUCAAAUGACAAAUAAUGGUUUGCGAGCCAUUCAUUUUGCUGCCAAAAGUGGUAAUGAAUAUCUUAUGAGAUUAUUAGGUCCGCUGACCAACGAUAUGACACAAUCACAGUUGGAGUCAAUGAUAAAUAUGCAUAAAAAGAAUAAAGGUUUUGAUGUUUUGUCAAAAUUGGCGACUCUUUUGGGUCAAUCAGUUGUCUUAAUUUGUAUUUUGAGUACCAUAUUCUGGGCUUAUCCACAAUAUAUACUUUAUUAUAUGCCUAACAGCCAACAAAUACUUCUCAAUACUUUAUUGAUAGCAAUCAAUUUGAUGGCCUGGAUAUCAUGGUAUAGGACGUGUACUUCAGAUCCGGGAUAUUUGCAACAAAAUACUAGUGAAUACAAUAAAAUACUAAAGAAAAUACACGACACCAGACAUGAAACAAAUAUAAAUGACAACAAAAUCAGUCAAAGAUAUGCUUAUCUUCGUUUAUGUCACACCUGUAAGACUGUUCAAACCAUGAGAUCAACUCACUGUCGUUUCUGUAAUCGAUGUACAGCUGGUUAUGAUCACCAUUGCAUAUAUUUAUCCACUUGUAUUGGUCUUAAUAAUCGCAUCCCAUUCUUCUGUCUCAAUAUAAGUUUAUUAUUAGGCGGACUAAUGGGAGCAUUAUUAGUGUACACCGUCUCAAACUUGGACGACCUCUCGCUAUAUUCAUCCUAUCAUUGGUUUAACUUUCUAUACUGUCUUCAGUUCACAACAAUUGGUCUAAUUAUGAGUUUCUGUAAUAUAAGAAGAGCUGCCAUUAAUUUGACCCAAAAUGAAGAAUUCAAGGCUUGGAAGCAACGCUAUCAGCAUUUGAUUGAUUCAAACGGAAAGUUUGUUAAUCCAUAUGAUAGAGGAUUCUGGAAGAAUGUCUGCGAAUACUUCACGACUAAACCCUAUAAGUAUAGCAAAGUUAACACUUUUGACCAAAUAGUUUGA